AAUCUCUAUAUAAAACUCUUGUCUAUUUCUCGAUUCUCGAACCUAACCAAAUCCCGAUUCGAACUGAACUGACAAAAAGUGAUGAAUGGAUUCAAUGUACUUUGACUGAAUUUGAAAAAGGCCAAUAUAUGUUAACACCAACAUUGGAAGUUAAAAAGAAGAAGAUUGUUGAAACAAUUAAAACUAAACUAACUCAACAUAACAGGAAAAGAAAAUGUGUUAGCAAGGAGGAAAAAGAAGAAAAGGAGGUGAAUGGUGUCAAUUCGGAAUUGAAUGAAGUUAAUUCAGAAGUGAAUGGAGUUUCGUCAGCUUCGA
Messenger RNA from Racocetra persica, 315 nucleotides. NCBI's taxonomy places the organism in Eukaryota, Fungi, Glomeromycota, Glomeromycetes, Diversisporales, Gigasporaceae. The record is from the annotation of a GenBank genome assembly.